Messenger RNA from Chara braunii, 1928 nucleotides. The record is from the annotation of a GenBank genome assembly. NCBI's taxonomy places the organism in Eukaryota, Viridiplantae, Streptophyta, Charophyceae, Charales, Characeae.
UAGUACGGCGGCCGCUGCCAGUCCCGACGGGAGUGCUACUUGACCACUCUCACUUCACUGCAGGCUUUCGUUACUUAUUACUGAUUACUGAGCUCAUCGAAGCGGGAAGUAAUACUAAUCAAUCGAUCGAAGGACCUAAUCAAUCAAUCGGUCGAAAGACGUAAUCAAUCAUCAAUCAAUCAAUCAAUCAAUCGAGGGAAGUAAUCAAUCAGGUAGCGAGUGUGCUUUUGGUCUGUCAACUGAGGAGAAGCUAGGAUUGGGUGACGAGGAAGAGGUUGGGGAUUGGGGAAGGGGGGGGAGGGGGAAGGGGAGGGGGAGGGGGACGAUAGGAUAUUUCGUGCUGUAGUGCAAUCCCGCAAAAGAAAUGGCUGACGACCUGACCUUACAGGAGGAGGAAUAUGAAGUCUUGCAGUCGAUCUACGGUGAGGAUUGCAAGAUCGUCAAGGAAGAGCACGUUUGUGAAGUGCGGUUAGGGUUGCCACCAGCAGCAGCAGGAGGAGGAGGAGGAGGAGGAGGAGGAGGUGGUGGGGAAGUGGGUAACAAAACGGGUAGUCUGGUUGUGCGUAUGCAUUUGCCGGCAUCCUACCCAUCCCGAUCGGCGCCGAUUGCAGAAAUAGAGGCCACGUGGCUGAAAGAAAAGACGCGGGAACGGAUUUCACAUGGACUAGAUGAGCUGUACCGCGCGUCACGUGGCGAGGUCAUCAUGUUUGCAUGGGUGGAAUGGAUGAAGGAGCAGGAGUGGAUUUGGGAGGAUGCAGGGGAGAGUGUAGGAGGUCUGAGAAUGGAGAGUAUAUGGCCGCAAGCUUCUAGUAGACGGCAAAUGAGGGAGGAUAACGAUGAGGGCAAGGAUGAAGAAAACGGCAAUCACGAAGACGAAGAAGAAGUGGAUAUGGCGUCUUUGACGAUCGGCGACCGCCAUCGACGAUGGGAGAAUGGGGAGAGUUUUGCGAGUGGAGGCGGAUGGAGAGAGGAUCAUCAUCCUUCUCCUCAAGCAUGGAACAAGGAGCAUUGCAAGCCAGGAGGAGGUAGAGGAACAGGAAGAAGAGCAGUAGCAGCAGCAGCAGGAACAGGAGGAGGAGCAGUUAGACCUGCUUCCGGUGCAAAACCACCUACCACUCCCAGUACUCCCAAUUCUGCUCAUGCUAAUGGGAGGGAGGUUAUGAGCGAAGGGGUGAGUCUCGAAGAGCUCGACAAAGUUCUUGGUAUUGUUCACGGGCGCGCGUUCACAGAGAAGAAGAGUACCUUUCAGGGUCAUAUAGCCCCUGUGCAUUCCGUGGAUGACGUGGAGAUGGUAAUGGAGGCGUUGUUGAGGAACAGAAAAAUAGCGGGAGCUACUCAUAAUAUAAUGGCCUAUAGGAUAUCCGUUCCGGAUAAGACAGCUGGCAUGAUCCAGGAUUUCGACGAUGAUGGGGAGAGCGCGGCGGGGGGGAGGUUGCUGCACCUGAUGCAGAUCGUAAAUGCAACGAAUGUGGUCGUCAUCGUGAGUCGAUGGUUUGGCGGCAUCUUGCUAGGUCCCGACCGAUUCAAGCAUAUCAACAACGCGGCGCGCUCUGUCUUGGACUCGUGUGGGUAUAUUUCCAAGGGGCCUAAGGGGGGUCAUCGUCAUGCGGCAAGCGGCGGGUCGGGAUCGGGAUCGGGAUCGUCAUCAUCGCAUGCAUCCAAGGAUCGAAAAGAUCGGACGGCCUCCACAGCGACUGUAUAUCCUGUCUUUUCUACUCCUCCCACUCCUCCUCCCCCUGCGCGUGGUGGAAAUAAGCCCAGGAGAAGAUAACCACCCCACCCCCCUCCUUCCUCUUCUCUCUCCCCAUCACAUUCCUCCUCUCCGCCUCUCCUCCUCUCCUCCUCUCCUCCUCUCCUCCUCUCCUCCUCUCCUCCCCUCCCCUCGCUGCCGAGGAGGACGGAAGAGAAAACAAAGGGGAUCGAGAAGC